AUGGCUGAAGGAAAGAAAACUGAAACUAGUGGACGUAAUAAACAUAUGCUUAGUGGUAUUAUGGCAGUAUCUCAUAGGAUUACUGAUCAUAAAUUGAUUGGGGCGUCCAAUUAUGUUGAUUGGUCCACCAUUGUUACGUUUUAUCUUUGGGGUAUCAGAAAAUCCCGCCAUUUGACCGACGAGCCAAAAACGCAUGAUGAAGAUUGGAUGGCUAAUGAUGCUUGUCUUUUACUUGGCAUCAAGAACUCUAUUGAUGCUAAGAUUGUUAGCUUGGUUCGUCAUUGUGGGUAUUGUAAACAAAUUAUGGAUUAUUUGAAAUCUUUGUAUCUUGGAAAGGGUAAUGUUUCUCACUUAUAUGAUACAUAUAAGUCGUUUUAUACUACUGAUCCCCAAGGACAAUCUAUUCAUGAUUACUAUAUGCAGUUAAAGGACACCUUUGAGCAAUUGAAUGAAUUGCUACCUUUAAGCACAUAUAUCACGGUCCUUCAAGCUCAACGGGAACAAAUGUUUGUUCUCCGAUUUUUAUGUGGACUCAGUUCAGAAUAUGAAGGAGUCACUUCUCAGAUUCUCUCCAGAGCUAACAUUUCUGAUGGUGAGGAGGCUCUGACUCGUAUUUGGCGUAGUAACCUUGUUCUUUUAGCCACUCCUUCUGUUCCUCCUUCUACCGCUCUUUAUAGUCGAAGACAUACUUUUGACCGCUCUUUUGAGGGUCCAACCCGGGGGAGCACCCGGGACAUGCGAAGUCCAAAUGAUGGCAGUAGAUCUGUUGAACAGGACAUGCGAAGUCCAAAUGAUGGCAGCAGAUCUCUUGAAUGCUUUUAUUGUCAUGAGCCUGGUCAUACCAAACGAACUUGUCCUCUUCUCAAGGUCAAGGAGAAACGGUAUCGGUCUGCUCAAGUUGCUACUAAUGAAUUUACACCCUCUGCUCCAUCAACUGCUCAAUCCUACACUCUUACUACGGAUGAAUAUGCAUGCCAAGUCAUUAAUUAUGGUGCUACAAAUCAUAUGACAGGUAAUUAUAAACUAUUCACUUCUUAUAAUAAGACUUUUCCUUCCCACGUUACCGUAGCCAAUGGUGCUCAAUCUUCGGUUACUAUUUCUGGUACUAUUAAUCCAACUUCAUUACUUUCCCUUUCCACUAUUGAUCUUAUGACGAAACAAGUUAUUGGUAGUGGACGGGAAUCUGGUGGUCUCUACGUUUUGGAAACAACCGUUAGAAGACCUGUUGCUUGCUCUACUUUUCAAAAGUUGUCUAGCUUAGAUUGUAAGUCAUGUCAAUUUGCUAAACACCAUCGUUUGACUUAUGUUCCUCGAGUCAAUAAAAGGUCUAAUUUUCCGUUUGAAUUAGUUCAUUUUGAUGUUUGGGGUCCUUAUUCUGUUGUGUCUAAACCAGUUCAUACUUCACGAAGUCACAAUGCAAAAGAAUACUUGUCUGGUCCUUUUCAAAUUUUUAUGUCUCAGAAUAGCAUUCUUCAUCAAACUUCUUGUGUCGAUACACCUUCACAAAACGGUUUAGCUGAGCGUAAGAAUCGUCAUCUUCUUGAAACUGCUAGAGUUCUUUUAUUUCAAACACAGGUUCCAAAAUAUUUUUGGAUAGAUGCUGUUUCUACAACAUGUUUUUUUAUCAAUCGCAUGCGUUCUGCGGUGUUGAAUGAGCUUCCUGUUUAUUACAUGUCUCUAUAUUUAGAAUGUCGGGUUCUAUUGAAAAUAAACUUGAGAGUUACACGAAACGAUUCACAUGGAUAG
Mercurialis annua (annual mercury) is the source of this 1746-nucleotide messenger RNA. RefSeq lists its product as uncharacterized. Bases 1 to 1746 code for a protein of 581 amino acids. The record is from RefSeq and is a predicted model, not a curated record. The transcript has 6 exons. Lineage: Eukaryota; Viridiplantae; Streptophyta; Magnoliopsida; Malpighiales; Euphorbiaceae. Gene Ontology annotation, molecular function: nucleic acid binding; zinc ion binding.